GGCGGCAAUGCAUUUUCCCCUUACCCUCGCAAUCGGCAAACCCCGACGGGUGGGUUUCAAUACACCGCUGUCGAGGGAUCGCACAGUCCGCUCAUCUCCCAGGCAUCUGAGUCGGCACGUCCGAUCCAACAGUCCUUGGUCGAGGUGGGAGGAGACGGGAGCUCGCCAGAGGUGACCGGUCAAUACUGGGGUCCUACGUCUGCGCAUUCCUUCCUCGACCGUGUUGUUCAAGAUCUUCAUCCUGCGACGCGACGUUCGCCUUCACAGCAGCAUGAUCACGAUACGCAUUCGACAAUCUCGAUUUUCUCCUAUGGCGACCGCGUUGUGCCGCUAUCCUCGGUCAUUCGGUUCACGUGGCCUGACAGGGCUACUGCUGUAGGCCUGGUUCAGCGAUAUUUCGACUUUGCUGCACCAACCUACCGAGUUCUCCAUCAACCUACUGUCGAUAGGCUGGUGUAUCGCAUGUACGAAAGCCAAACGCCGCACGACCGGUCCGGCUCAUCGCCCGUCGAGCCUUCGCUCGAGGCGGCAUCGCAAGCUCUUCUCUUGCUUCUCUUCAGCACCGCUACGAUGUUUCGGGUAGACAUGAGUGGACGUAUGCGCGACGCAGAUGACCAUGGUUGGCAGAAGAGUGAGAUGUAUUAUGCCCAGGCGGACCACCUCCUUUCUCGUGAGACGGGGGCUCCGAGCAUGGCAUCUGUUCAGGCUCGUUUCCUCAUGGUGCUAUAUUUGCUGAGCUCCUCGAGGCCUCACAAAGCGUGGUUCACCUUUGGGACAACGGUCCAGCUGAUGAUGGCCCUUGGUUUGCACAACGGACGCACAAGAAGAGGCCACGACGAGCACAAUUUAGUUCAGAAGGAAUGUCAGCGGCGACUCGUAUGGUGCUCGUACACUUUAGACAAGUAUCUCAGCGUCAUGCUGGGCCGACCACGCUUAUGGCAGGAUGAAGACAUUGAUGAGGACCUUCCUACACGGGUCAAUGAUUCAGACUUAACGCCUCAAGAGAAUCGACUCACAAAGCGUGACUGCUUGAUGGACGCCCCCGUGUUUCAUGUUCUACUAGCUCGUAUCUUGACAAGGGCUGUCAAAGAAUCUUAUGUGCAGACGGGGAUAUCCAGUCAAGAACAGAUCGCAACAAUCUGCACAUUACAUGAACAGGUACUGGCGUGGCAGGCUGGAUUGCCCCCGUUCCUGUCAGGCGUUAUCCACCCAAGCAGUCUGGUGCCGGUCUUCCGGCGCCAGCUGACAGUACUGCGACUGGCCCGAUACCAUGCCGUGAUGUUCAUCACGAGGCCGCUGUUGCUGCGGAAUUAUGGGCAGAUGUGGCCGGAGUGUGAGGCGACCUACCAGCAGCUUCUCUGCACCUGCCUUACGGCAGCCUGCGAUGCCAUUGAGCUGAUUCUCGGCUUCGUGCACGAUGACGAGCUUUAUACGGCAUUCUGGUACUCGCAGUAUAUCGCCUUCAACGCUCUUUCUAUAAUAUACAUUUAUUUGAUUCAACUUGGACAGGGGCGGAUCUUCCGCGUACGUCCCCCCUUCCUGCCAAAACCCGAGGGCUCGCUUGACGCCGAGCUGGAUGAAGCAACGCUCUACAAGCUGUCCACACUUGCUCAAGAUCAUCUGGCUAAUGCUACGGCUCGCAACGCACCCUCGUGGAAGUAUAGUGUGAUCCUCCAGGGAUUGCGCCAAGAACUGACUCGCCUGGGUCUACCCCACGCGGACGCACCACAACUCCAGGAUGCAACGGAGACAAACGCCUCUGCGGUAGCAAGUGUAGUGCUUGCGCAACCUCAUGUCCCGACAGGCCAUGUCGGUCAAAUGCCACGAGGUGAAGCGAGUGCCUUAAGGACAGGAAGCGAAGAGCACAAUAACAAUUCAAACGCCACUUCCCACCCUGCCUUUGACCACGACCACUGCAUGGACUCGAUUGGCCUAGACUCCCGUACAGAGUCCUUGUUGGAUUACUUUGCAUUGGAUAAAGAUUUGAUGUUGGACUUCUGGCCGCAGUUGGAUAGUCUGCCGAUCAACUCAGCUUUUUGA
This is a messenger RNA of Aspergillus aculeatus ATCC 16872, 2040 nucleotides long. Its product is annotated as fungal specific transcription factor domain-containing protein. Lineage: Eukaryota; Fungi; Ascomycota; Eurotiomycetes; Eurotiales; Aspergillaceae. Gene Ontology annotation, biological process: DNA-templated transcription; positive regulation of transcription by RNA polymerase II. Gene Ontology annotation, molecular function: zinc ion binding; sequence-specific DNA binding. The record is from RefSeq and is a predicted model, not a curated record. Gene Ontology annotation, cellular component: nucleus. The annotation marks the transcript as partial. The transcript has a single exon.